Molecule: messenger RNA, 1302 nt
Organism: Limanda limanda (common dab)
Lineage: Eukaryota; Metazoa; Chordata; Actinopteri; Pleuronectiformes; Pleuronectidae
Gene: dipk1b
Product: divergent protein kinase domain 1B
Exons: 5
Coding region: 1-1302 (433 amino acids)
Source: RefSeq, a predicted model, not a curated record
AUGAUGCCCAGGGCGGUGAGGAGACUGUUGCACUUGGUGCUGUUCUGCCCUCUGUCCAAAGGCCUGCAGAGUCGUCUCCCGGCCCUUAAGGUGAAGUACCUUCUCCUGGCAUGGCUGGGCAUCCUGGUCGCCAGCUGGGUCAUCUACAUGCAGUACGCCUCUUACUCGGAACUCUGCCGUGGGCAUGUCUGCCAUAUGGUCAUCUGUGACCACUACAGGAGGGGCAUCAUAUCGGGCUCGUCUUGCAAGGCUCUGUGUGACCAGAGAACUCUGACCCUGCAGCACUGCAUGUCCACGUCCUCCACACAUCAGGUGUACAGUGGAGUGUGGAAUGAGAGGCCUGUUCUGAUCAAGUGCGGUAUCGAGGAUCCUGUGAAGAUCGAUGGGGCUCCGGCCUCUGUGCUGCGACAGGAGAUGAGCUUGUUCGACAAACCGACACGUGGAACCUCCAUGGAUGAAUUUAAAGAGAUGCUGCACAGUUACCUCAAGGUGAACCUUGGUGAUCAGUCGUCCCUGAGCACCUUGGUGGACAGGGUCAUCACUCUCGCUGACAUCAACCAGGAUGGCAAAGUGACUCUAGCCGAGGCCAAAUCAAUCUGGGCUCUCCUCCAGAUCAACGAGUUCCUCCUGAUGGUGGCGCUGCAGGAGAAGGAGCACACCCCCAAGCUGCUCGGCUUCUGCGGAGACUUGUAUGUGACGGAGCGCGUGGGCCACAGCUCCCUCUACAGGCUGGAGGUGCCUCAUUACCUGCAGGCCCUGGUCCCUGAGGCCCUGAGUUUAGGCCUGAACCACUGGCUCGCGCCAACGUGGCCCCUGAGAGCUCGCAUCACCAUAGGCCUGCUGGAGUUUGUGGAGGAGGUGUUCCACGGCUCCUACGGCAGUUUUCUUAUCUGUGACGCCAGUCCACUACAUGUGGGCUACAACGCAAAAUAUGACUGCAAGAUGGUCAACCUGCACAGUGUGGCGUCUGAGGCGGUUGUGCGGGGGUUUCUGAAGGGACGGCGGUGCGAGACCAACGCAGACUGCACCUACGGCCGGGAUUGCACAGCCACCUGCGAUCGGCUGGUGAAGCAGUGCAACACUGAGGUCGUGCAGCCCAAUCUCGCAAAGGUGUGCGUGCUACUGCAGGACUUCCUGCUGUUCGGGGCGCCAUCAGACCUGCGCGGAGACCUGGAGAAGCAGCUGCGCACCUGCGUGACGCUGAGCGGCCUGGCGAGCCAGAUGGAGGUGCAUCACUCGCUGGUCCUCAACAACCUGAAGACGUUACUGUGGAAGAAAAUCUCUAACACGCAGUACUCGUGA